Molecule: messenger RNA, 5089 nt
Organism: Zonotrichia leucophrys gambelii
Lineage: Eukaryota; Metazoa; Chordata; Aves; Passeriformes; Passerellidae
Gene: POP1
Product: POP1 homolog, ribonuclease P/MRP subunit
Exons: 15
Coding region: 149-3181 (1010 amino acids)
Biological process (GO): tRNA 5'-leader removal
Cellular component (GO): ribonuclease MRP complex; nucleolar ribonuclease P complex
Source: RefSeq, a predicted model, not a curated record
CGUGGGUGCCCACGUGUGGCGGUGGAGGCCGCGCCGCGAGUGACCGCCGUGUCGGGGCUGGUGCCGGGGGCUGCGGCUGCACCUGCACCGCCCGCCGAGCUCUCCCCUCCUGUCCCCGCUGCGGAGAGGCUCCGCAACCCCGCCGGAGAUGUCUGGGGCGCGGGAGAAGAAGCGAGCCAAGAAGAUGAGGAACCAGCCGGCCAGCGUCACGCUGCCCGCAGAGCCGGGGCCCUUCGGCGGCGGCGGGAGCAGAGCCUGCCCCACCCCAGGAGAUGUUCGUUCUGAGCAGCAGCAGCAGCAAUUUUCAAAUCAGUCAUCUGGGCCUUCUUACAGGAAAGACCAAUAUUUUUCAAAGGGACAGAGUAGAGGAGAGAGAGGCAGAGGCAGAGGAGGAUGGCAAGGAGGACACCAGAGCAUAUCUGAGGAGAUGCCAAAAUACAUAACAGUGUCUGCCUUUGCUGAAGCUCGUGCUGCUGAGAUCAGUGCCAUGUUGAAAGCAGUGUCACAGAAGUCUUCCAACUCUCUGGUGUUCCAGACCCUCCCCAGGCACAUGCGGAGGCGAGCAAUGAGUCACAACGUUAAACGCUUACCCAGGCGCCUCCAGGAGAUGGCCAGGAAAGAGGCAGAGAAAGCUGUGCAUCAGAAAAAAGAACAGUCAAAGACUAAAUGCCGCAAAGCUAGAAGACGCCACAUAAAUUUGGUAGCAGAGUUUAAUCACAGGCAAAGAAAAAAUAUUUGGCUGGAAACCCAUAUUUGGCAUGCAAAGAGAUUUCAUAUGGUAAAGAAAUGGGGUUACUGUUUAGGAAACAGCCCUACAGAGAAGAGCUACAGGGCUUGUUACCGAGCCAUGACAAAGCAAUGCCUUCUUCAGGACUUAUCAUAUUAUUGUUGCCUGGAGUUGAAGGGUAAAGAGAAUGAGCUUCUGAAGCAACUUGCUCGAAUAUGUAGCAUUGACACAGGAUUGACAUUUCAAGAGGCUUCUUGUCUGUCUGGAAGAUUUGAGGGCUCCCUGAAUCUUUACCAAGCAGAUCGCUAUCCUGAGGGUAUGCUUGGUCCUGUUACAUUUAUUUGGAAGCCCAGGGAUGGGUCUGAAAACAGACAGUUGUGGAUCUGGGUGCAUCCAGCUCUGAAGCAGGACAUACUGAAGGAGUUAAAAGCAAUUUUUCAGUGUUCAGAGCCUGAAGAAGUCUGUAUUUCUGAGCCUGUUACAGCAUCAGUUCAAGAGGAAAAACAAGUGGAAGUUGUUAUGAGCCUUGGCAAUAAAAGAAAGAAGGAGGAUAAAGAAGGAGAAAAAGCUGUGCCAGUGAAAAAAAUAAUUGGUGACGGCACUAGAGAUCCAUUCCAGUCCUACUCUUGGAUCUCACGGACUACUGGCAUUGCAGUCAGUGACAGAAGCAUGGAGAUUCUCAGAUACCGGCUGAUCGGCCCAUUAUCACACCGCAUCCUCACAGAGACCCUGAAGGCAGCUUCUGUCCAAACAGAGAUGGCAGAUUCAGAAACAGAACUGAAUAACUGGUGGGUAGAAAACUGCAAGGACUCUGAAAAAGUAUCUCUUCAUCAAUGUCAAAGUGCUAUCUUUGAGCUGUUGGAAGGGAUGACCUCACCGUCAGAUAUGCCACCAGGUACGAUACUUGGCCUCACUGUUGGAGAUCCUCGAGUCAAUUUGCCAAAAAAGAAGACAAAAGCCAUGCCAGACUUUGAAAAAUACCAAGAUAAUGAUAAAGUUAGGCAGCUGUACCUGAAGGGUGUACCUGCAGACUGUGCUCACAGCUUUAUCUGGGACCAUGACAUCUGUAAGAACGUCACUGAAAAUAAAAUCUCAGAGCAGGAUUUAAACCAUAUGAGAGCUCAGUUACUGGUACCUGGAUCACAUCUUGAUUUGGGUCCUUGUGAAUCUAAGAUUCCCAUACUGUUGGUGCAGCAGCCAGGCAAAAUGGCUGGAGAAGAUCGACGAGGAUGGGGGAGUGGCUGGGAUAUCUGUCUCCCAAAGGGCUGGGGCAUGGCUUUCUGGAUUCCUUUUAUAUAUCGAGGUGUACGAGUCGGUGGCUUGCAAGAGGCAUUAAAGCAUUCUGAAUACCAAAGAACACCUCACACUCCAAAUGAUUUCCCAGACUGCCAGGCAGGAAUGCAGUUUGCCAAAGAACUGGAAACAAGUCUUCUUGAAAAAUUUAAACGACGUCCACCUGCAAAAAGGGCAAAUUAUAUCAAGCUGGGCACUCUGUCUCCUUUCAUCUGUCCUUGGGGGCAGCUGACCAAGAACUGGGAAGGAAGAAUGAAAGCUUCAGGAGGAUUUUUAUGUCCUUCUUCCCCACAUCCUGACUGCUGCACAACUGAAGGGCAGACCCUUUGUGACCCCAAGGCAGAAGCGGUCAGAGAAGCUUUUCCUGAGAAUGGUGAGGCAGAGGAGACCAUGGAAAUAACAAGUUCUGAAGGUGCCCUAAAGACAGAGGAUCUUACAAGCACCCAAGAUUUUGGUGAGAGAGAUGAAACUAAGACAAGUGACUGUAUUGUUCUCAGGAGUGAGAAACUACUAAUGCAGCUGUCAGCCUGGUGUUACCCCACUGCUGGGAAAGAUCGGCGGAUCCGCCUCGUUUCUCGGCUGGGACAGAAGGAAAUGACUGAAGACGUGUUUUUGCCAAUUUUGAUGAGUUACCCAAGGGCUCUUGUCUGGGUCCAUUUGUCACUCUUGAGAAAGGGGAACCCUGAAUUACAUGCCAUGAUUUGCAUCCCAACAGAAGAUGACUUGCUGCACCUAAGCAAAGACAAACUCUUCUGUGGCCCACAAGAACCCAAGCAUCGUGACAUAUUCAAAGACAAGGUACAGAAGCAAAAAGAGGAGAAGAAGAAGAAGAAGAAAAAGGAUAACGUGAAGUCCCUAGAGAGUGACCCUGCAGGCAUUCCAGAUGAAGAAGCAGCUGAGGACCAUGAAGACCUCGUUCUCGGUCUUUGGUCAGAUGCUCUCCCAGAUGUUACUUCCCACUGCUCCAGGACUGUCUUGGGGUAUGUCACUCGAGGGGAUUUUUCAUUGGCUGUAGGCUGUGGAGAAGCACUGGGUUUUGUUAGCUUGACUGGGUUAAUUUAUAUGUUACACAACCAGCCAGCAGAUAAGAAAGGGCUUGUUUUGUUAAGGACUCCAGCAUCUUUACAGUACAGGUUUGCAAGACUUACUAUUGAGGUUUAAGCAUCAUUGCAGUGCAGUAGAAUGCCAAAAAUACCAAAGAAUUUUGUUUUGUAUUCUGUGGCCUUUCUGAUUUUUCUCAAAUUUGAGGUUAUUCUGAGCCAAAACAGCUCUAUGAAAUAAUUAAAAAGCUUUUCUGCCUUAUUCAAGAAAAUAACUAAUAUCUAAAGAGAGUAGAGUUACUUUUGAUGUCUGCAUUGCUAAGGAUUUCUAACAGAUCAUUAUCAUGAUCUUCUUUAUCUCUAAAGAAGCAUAUUCUUCCAUUUUUUCUCCUCAAAGCAGUGGAUGCUGUAACAAUAUACAGGAAAUCAUCAUGUUAAUUUUAGAAGUCUUUGCUCAGAUGGACUGUAAAUUUACAGUGCACUUUCACAUGUAACUGCAUGCAGUCUGAUCCAGUGUAUAUAGCAAGUGGCUUUCCUGAUUCCUCGUAUCUGAAUAGGGGUGGCUGCAGUGCACCAGAGCUAUGCAGAGAAAGCUGAAUGCCUAAAUGAAAUACGAAUAAAAUAUAGACCAGCUGUGCCAUUUUGAAUUAUAGCAACUGGAGCUUUUAAACUGGAGAGCGUAUCAGUCUGUCUCCCUGUUCUGAAAGGUAAUAAGCCUUACAGAUGCAAAUUGCUACUGAAUGCCACAGUGGGUCAGCACAUAUUUUCUGUUAAUAAUAGGGGAUAUUUUUGUUCCUCAAAACCUGAAUUUAGUUUUGUAUGGAAUGUGCUAGAAUUGAAGAUUUCUUCAUGUUACAGUACAGUUCAUGAAUGUUGUUCAAACAAACAUAAAACUUGUAAAAUAUGCUAUGGCGUAAAGGGAGAAAGCUGUUUGAUUUGCCUGGGGUAGUGUGGGUAGGUUGUUUGUGUUUGGUAUUCUGUUGUUUGGGUUUUUUUAAUGAUAGCUUUAAGCAUCUAGCUGUUCCUGAGUUAAGGAACUUGAAAAGGAAUUUACAGUAAUAUGCUGUAGUUUAGGAGCAGCAUGAUACAAAUAUAUGUCAGUUGGUAAAAUUAUCCUGAAAUGAUCAUGUACAAAUAAAAAUGUAAUGUAUUCUGGAGUUAAUAGUCUGUUGACUAAAUUUGAUUCUUAGAGAAAUUAAGUAUGGAUUAGUUAAUGACUUUUUCUUUCUAAAUGUCAGUGUUCAACUUAAUUUCCUCUUUCACAGUCUUGUUUGAAAGUCUUAGGCAAAUUUAUUAAUGUUGGCUGGAGUUGUUGGAGGCAAGAUUUAGUGUGCCUUUACCCUCAAAAUUAUUAAAAUAUAGGACCAUUUAAAUAUGGCACACACAUGGGGAAGGAGGAGGAACAUCUGAUUGCAAGGGAAAUAUUGGAAGUGGGGCUGGAUUUUGUUUUUAAAGUCUUCAGAAGAUGGACUGUAGAAUGUGCACCAGCAAUGGGAGUUGUGGUGGCAUGUGGGAAAGAAAGACGCAGUUUCCAGCGCAGCUUGGAUUGCAGCUCCCUGAGAAAUCAUGCUGAAAAUGGCUCUUCACUGCUCACCUUUGAUGCACCUGAUAAAGCAAUCAUGGUCCCAGCAAGGUCCUGGGAAGCAUCUGCAGGAAAGCCAGCAGAUGGCCCCAGAGGAAAGAGUUUGCUUCUGGCAGGGCUGGGAUUCACACGCUCCUGGCUGUGACUGUGAGUGCUGCAGCCUGUAGGUAUGUGAGAAUAAGGAGCCCCUUAAACUUUACAGCCUGGCUGCUCUGAUCAAGUUCUCUCAUGGUAAUAAUCCUGGAUGUAAUGAACCUUUUGAAUUGUAAGCCUGACUGAAAUAUUUCUAGGAUCACAGUUUCCAGAGCUGUGCUUCAUGGGAAGAAAGGAGGGCAUGUGAUGUUUGUAUGAUUUUUUCCUCAUCACCUCCCUCAUCUUCUUAAUAGAUAGAUAUUUACUUACCUCAGUAGACGUGGCUUGUAUGUGAGAAAUAAAGAGAAGCCUCUA